Molecule: messenger RNA, 162 nt
Organism: Dictyostelium discoideum AX4
Lineage: Eukaryota; Evosea; Eumycetozoa; Dictyosteliales; Dictyosteliaceae
Exons: 2
Coding region: 1-162 (53 amino acids)
Source: RefSeq, a predicted model, not a curated record
AUGAAAUCCAAUAAUAAAAAUCUCGAAAUUGAAAUCAUUACUAUUUUUUAUACAAACUUAAUUUCGAGAACUAUCUAUAUCCCUGCCUCAUCUAAUUCUUCUGGUUCAUCUGGCCUGUUUGCUUCAUCUGGUUCAUUUGAUUCGUUUGGAUAUUUUUUUUAA